Molecule: messenger RNA, 1418 nt
Organism: Serpula lacrymans var. lacrymans S7.9
Lineage: Eukaryota; Fungi; Basidiomycota; Agaricomycetes; Boletales; Serpulaceae
Exons: 2
Coding region: 179-1255 (358 amino acids)
Source: RefSeq, a predicted model, not a curated record
AAGGACGAUGAACACACAAUUCACACCCAUCCCCUUAUCUUUAUUCUCACAUUUUGCCUUUCAUUUUCUUUGUCCUUUGACUACCGAGAAAGCCACUCGAGGCCACCAGCGAAUAUAAAGCCGGAUUAUCCUUUCUACCUGUCCUUGGUCAACAUCCAUUACCGCAACCUAGACAGAAAUGCCACCCUCUCUUCGAUCAACUGGUAGUACUCCCACAACACCCUCAAAAAAAUCCACACCAGAAGGGAGCUUACCAACGCCAAAAACUACACCGCGUCGCAUUCCCCAUUGUACCAAAUGUGGGCGCCCUCGCGCAGGUCAUCCGCGCUCAGGAUGUCCGUACGCUGAUGAGCCAUCACCAUCUGCUCAGGCCCAGCCCGCCUCAGCCAUUCGAGCGACAUCUGCAUCCUCAGAACCGAUCGAGGAUGCACUACAGUCACUCCAUAUCGAACAGGAGGCACAGACACACGGGAUUUUGAAAACUCCCCAGGAGGGAGGGGAGAAGAAUAAACGUAGAUUGUCUGUCAGGUUCGCUUUGGCACCUGGAGAGACUCUUGCAUCCUUGUCCUCUACGUCUUCUGACAUUGUGGAGCGAUUGCUGCAGCCGGGUAUGAUGGGCGAUGAUUCCAGCGAGGAAGGUGAAACAGAGCAGAGAAACCCUCGUAUUUUGAGGUGGCAGAAAUCUUUGGUCAUCCCACAUGAACCGGCAGUCAAACCCGAUCCUGUGCCUCCUACACUCUCUUCUCGCAUGCCAGGGACACUCAUCUCACCUACUCCAAGUCUGGUAAUUUCAAGCCAAUCGACGGCUUCCGACAUCGAUGCCCGUGUUCACAUCUCUGAUAGUAAAUCAACCGUUUCAACGUUUACAAAAGAUACUGCUUCUCUCACUCCUUCUCCACCUCCUCGUGCCCUUGCCCGUACGAUGAGCGUCGAGGAACGCAAUGCUUUCGUGGGAAAACUUACGCAAGCAUCGACGAUUGCUCCUGCCAUGCUCUUUGGUGUACCCAGAUCCAAUUUGGCGGAAGAACAACAGAACGCUCGUAAAGUUGGAUUCUACUCAGAGGUUCUUCCGAGUGAUCAAGAUGAUCAGGUUUGGUUGAUCCUUGGUAGAGAUGAAAAAGCAGUGGAGUUGCUCGCACGUCGCUUCCAGGAGGAAACCAAACAAGAAAAGAAGAAUGGGGGAAGAUUGAGAGCUGCCGCUGGAGGAGUGAUGAUUGGUGCUGUUGCAACAUGGUCUGGGCUGGCAUUUUCUUGAGAAUACUGUUUACCUUUAAUGUGUCGAUGUUGUUCGUGUGUCUCAGCUUUGCAUUACACAGUCUUAGCCUCCUUGGCCCGACCAUUGUAUUCAUCUUAAUCAUGUUUGUUUUGUAUCAAUAUACCCAACCAACGUGCAAUAUCAGCCUGUUGCAGAAUGAGCU